Messenger RNA from Gossypium arboreum, 1692 nucleotides. Its product is annotated as agamous-like MADS-box protein AGL65. The record is from RefSeq and is a predicted model, not a curated record. Bases 229 to 1350 code for a protein of 373 amino acids. Gene Ontology annotation, biological process: positive regulation of transcription by RNA polymerase II. Gene Ontology annotation, molecular function: RNA polymerase II cis-regulatory region sequence-specific DNA binding; DNA-binding transcription factor activity, RNA polymerase II-specific; protein dimerization activity. The transcript has 12 exons. Lineage: Eukaryota; Viridiplantae; Streptophyta; Magnoliopsida; Malvales; Malvaceae.
UGAAUCGGGUGUUUUUAAAACAAAAAGAUUACCGACCCGGCCCAAGCUAUGCAAUCCUCUGGUUUAGAUUUUGUUAGACAUUUUAUCGAACAUUUCACCGUCCAUUUGGCUGGCUCUCUCCACCGUCUCUAAGCUCUCCUCUUCUUCGUGAAGAAACGAAAUUUCAGUGUGUUUUUAUCCACCGAAAUCAUAGCCUGACCCCUCCUCCUCCUCCUCCUUUCUAAAUUAAUGGGAAGGGUUAAACUAAAAAUUAAAAGGUUAGAGAGCUAUAGCAACAGACAAGUUACAUAUUCUAAACGAAGAACUGGAAUCUUGAAGAAAGCUAAGGAAUUAUCAAUACUAUGUGACAUUCAUAUUAUCCUUCUCAUGUUUUCUCCAACCGGAAAGCCUACUCUAUUCCAUGGAGAGCGCAGCACUAUUGAAGAGGUUAUUGCGAAGUUUGCACAAUUAACACCACAAGAAAGGGCAAAAAGGAAGCUGGAGAGCCUUGAAGCACUGAAGAAAACCUUCAAGAAAUUGGAUCAUGAUUUAAACAUACAAGACUUUCUAGGUGCAACUCAGUCUGUUGAGGAAAUGACUAAUGAAGUAUCAAUGUUGCAAGCUCGGCUUAACGAAGUACAUAAGAGACUGAGCUACUGGAAUAAUCCGGAUAAAAUUGACAACAUAGAACAUCUUAGGCAGAUGGAAGAUUCACUUAGAGAAUCCAUUGAGCGUAUCCGGAUACACAAGGAGAACUAUGGAAAGCACCAUCUUCUGCCACUAGAAUCCACUAGCCAGUUUCAGAACGCAAUGCCUUUGCCUGUGAUGAUUGGUGGGGUGCAAGAAGCCCAACCUGUUACAUGGCUUCCGAACAAUGACAAUCAGCAAAUGUUAUUGCAUAAUGAAUCGAACUUUCUCCCUAAUCUAGAUACAGAGUGCCCUACAGAUGGCUCCCUUGCAGGCUAUUCUGGUUUCUUUGUCCCUGGUAAUCAAACCGAUAUUGGCAAUUCAGUACAAGUUGAUAAUACAAUACAGGAAAGCAAUGUCCUGAAUGAGUUAGGGAAUAAUGCAUUCUUAAAUUCCCAACUCGGUAAGCAAUACUUAUACCCGCAAUUUAGUGCCUCAAAUUUGCAAGAUGACGAGAAGUUGAAGUCUGAGAUGGUAGGGAACUUACAAGGCGGUCCUGGAGUUUACCAAGUUAUUACUGACUUUGAAGCCCCGAGAACUAUGUCUAAUGGUGGUCAUCAAGCUUGGAUAACUUCUUCAGGUCCCUGUGGCAUUGCCAUGUUUGAUGGGAAUUCUUACCAUCAGCAAACAAAAUCGACUUUUAUGAAUCAAACACCUCCAUCUGGUCAAUGUCAUAAUUUGUAGUUGAAGUGACUCACAGAUAUGAAUCAGAAUCCAAACUUUUCCUGCUUGUGCCUUUUAUUGUGAUAGAAUUGACCCAGCAAUGGAGUUUUUCUGAUGGAAUCUGAUAUCUGGCCAGUGUUUCCUGCUUAACAUGAUAAAUGGCUCCUGUAUAUGAACUUUCUUUUCUUUUCUUUUUAAUUUGUUUUAAGCAUAGUUUUAAUGGGGAUGGGUUUGAAAGUUACUCCCAAAUCCCCCAAAAUGUACACUAAAAUACUCUUUUGUUGAAAAUUAAGAUGAACAUUUAUUAUCAUUAGUUUGAAAAUAUGAAUAAGAUUAGAUGCUAUCUGAAAUUUUACUUGUAAA